Messenger RNA from Klebsormidium nitens, 2469 nucleotides. The record is from the annotation of a GenBank genome assembly. Lineage: Eukaryota; Viridiplantae; Streptophyta; Klebsormidiophyceae; Klebsormidiales; Klebsormidiaceae.
AUGCUGGCAAGAAAGUUCCGUGCAGUGUACACUGAGGUGGUCGCCUUCGAGUCGAGACUGUUCGCAUCGAAGAGCGACCGCCAAGGUCGCAAGAUAGUCUUUCGGGUCGCCCAGAAGGGUUUCUUCAAUAGCACUUCAGCCGACGUCCCCACCGAAGACGAGGAGUCGCCAGCCGUUCCGCUGGUCGCCCACAGGCGGAAGUUCCGUCCGCCGCCCUUCUCGCACGGAACCGAGCGCCCACGUGCCCAAUCCUCCGAAUUGCUCACCAUGCCGAGCCUCGAGAGUUUUGAAGAGCAUUUCGGGGGGGGGCCGGCACAACUUUAUCCAGACAGGCACAAAGAAACCAGCGCAGUAAUAAAUGGCCGAUUGAAAGCGUUUGGGAUUUCUAGCGACGGAAGAACGCAUCAGGACGGAUUAGUCGUCGAGCAUAUGGGGAAAAGUUUGAAGGAGCCGCCAUUUGCGGAUUCCCAGGCAUGGAAGGAGACGACCUUUCCGCCGCAGAAUGGAGACUCCCACUCAGAUUUUAUGAGAAGUAGUAUCCAACGGGGCCAUGCCGGUUCCGUCGGACUGCACAUUCCGUCCGGAACCGAGGGCGCUCCGGAAGAUCCUGAGGUGGAGCUUGCAGACCUUCUAGACGCAAUUCCCGAGCCCCCGUGUUUGCCUGGGGCCUUUUCACACCCGGCACACAUCCGGCAAGGGCACGAGCUGGCGGGAAUAGGCGCAGCUUUUGCAGCAAUGCCCGAAGAAGGGGUUCACGAGAGCGAAGAAGAAAUGGGGCGCGCAGGGAGGUUCUCCUGUCGAGAUAUGCCCGGUUUCGGAGGGCAUCCCAAUAUCAGGUGGCAGAAAAACCCGGGGCGUCGGGCCGGUUUGGGUCUUGGGGAGAAUGCAGAUUACCCUUUAUAUGGUGCAUUUUCCGACGGCGGCUUACGGCAUGAACCAGGCGCGAGGCGGGAGGAGAGUGCAGGAUGUAAGGAACUGAUCCCGUUUGGAGAUCCCCUCGACGCGGAAAGGAUGCAGAGAACCGGUGGUUUUGAAGGAGAUUCCGAAGAACUUUCUUUCAGACCGCGCGGACUGCUGUCCUGGAACGAAGCAGAGACGCUUCCGCCGGAGCUGGAGUCUGAGCGGAACGAGGACCCCGUCCUGAGCGCGGGGCGGAAUGAAGCGGAUUCUGGCGGAAUGGAAGUCGAGCAGAAGUGCGGCGCUCGGCUAGCGGUGCUCGGGGAAGCGCUGAUGUGCUCGGUGUGCGCUUUCGGAGUGAAACUUUCGCCCGAAGAGGAGCUCUAUCGGGUGGUUAAAGCUCUCGAGUACAACCCAGAAACGUGCGAACACAAGAUCUGCCCCUUCUUUGAAGAUCCCAAGACGGGCGCUUUCUGGGCGGAUCUGUCGAAGUUCGAAACGCGGAUUCUGCAGCACACCGAGUUCGACGAGUUCGGCAACCCCCCGGAAUCCGUUUACCCCCAGAGAAAGAAGCGGAAGGACGGGGAGCGGAAGCGGGGCAGAGGCGCGGAAGGGCGGAGCAACCGGAAUGGCAACGGAAUCGAUGAGUGGCCUCCGGAACAUGUGGGUCGGAGCCCCAGGAUGGUAAGAGGGGUCGAGACAAAAGGUGGGGGGGUCAAUACAUUCCGAAAAAGAGCUCCUGUCGAACCCCCCAGUUUCAGUUUCGAGGAGCAUGCGCGCGCACUGGAGUUGGCCCCGAGCGGCUUCCGCUUCGUCAUCGAAACGGAACCGGCACCGAGCGCUCUGACUCUGCACGGGUGCCAACGGCACCUUUUUGGUAUUCCGCCGGAGCCGGUCGACGGAAGCGGAACAAGGCUCUUCCACAACCUCCCGGUAGGGCCCCACCCUCCCCUGCCGAGCGACUCCCCGACCACAACCCUCCUGAAAUCCUUCUUUUCCAGCCCUCGAGAGACGGCCCCGGGGGGCUAUGUCAGCCCCGGAGAGACUCCCCCGGGGAGUUUUUCCAGCCCGCGGGGGAUCCCCCCGGGGGGCCUGACCGUCCUUCUGUUUGGAGCCCUAGACGAGAGCUUCGGCGUCCAGCUGGAGAGCCUGGGCUGCGGAAUCCGGCGGUACGUGUGCGUCGGAACGGAUCCCGCCUGCCACGUGGCGGUCCGUGAGUGGUGGAGACACUACAACCCGUCUGCUGAGGCGGGGCUGAAGUUCUAUGCGGAUCCGAGGGAUCUGUCGGCGGCGGAGAUUGCGGGGCUGUUAGCAGAUGGGCCGAUCGACCUUGUCGUGGCUAAGGACGUUCCGGCGAGCGCUAACGGAAACGGAACGUUUAACGGCGGAUUGGUGGGUGGGGGAGAAAUUGGUGGUUGUGGCUUUGACGAGAGGUCUGGCAUGCCGUUUGAUGGAAUCAGAGCGGAAGGCGAACCGGAAGCGGAGUCGGACGAAGACUUCUCGGGGCUGUUCAUAGAGUUCCUUCGCAUUCUGGACUGUAUCGAGCCGCUUCAGCUUGUGAGGAGAGGUUAG